Messenger RNA from Megalobrama amblycephala (Wuchang bream), 2834 nucleotides. Its product is annotated as prostate stem cell antigen-like. The transcript has 5 exons. The coding region runs from base 1619 to 2230 and encodes 203 amino acids. The record is from RefSeq and is a predicted model, not a curated record. NCBI's taxonomy places the organism in Eukaryota, Metazoa, Chordata, Actinopteri, Cypriniformes, Xenocyprididae.
AUCAAAAUGACUGAACUCACUCUGAUGUGUUUUAGGGUCAUAAAGUCUAAAGUCUGAUGUCGAUUCACUGUGUAGGUGUUAGUCAUAUAUACUGAAUUGCAGCUACUGUAAAACUUUAGGAUCAAAGAUGAAAAACUGUAAUAUAGCCUUAAAUUAUUAUUUUCUUUUUUGUAAAACAUGUCUUGUUUAAUUUUAUAUUUUUCUGAGCAAAAAAGAAUGAAUAUACUUUUUUUUUUUUUUUUACCAUGACACCCAUUAAAAUGUCAUUCAGUGUAAUAAUAUUUAUGUAUCAGAAAAUCGUUUUGGGCAUAUUUAAAACAGGAAUCAUUUGAUGACAUAUUAAAAUCCUCUAUGUAAGGAUCACAGUGCAUCCCUCAAACACUAAUUAAUUGUAAUUUUUAAAUCUUUAUACUUCAAUAAUAUCCUUCAAUAUAGAAUCAUGAAACAACCUUUAUCACAUCACAGACUUUUUGAGAGCACAACCAUCUCAACCAUCAGACAUAAAUCCUGACAGAGUUGACAAAAUUGAAUUUUGUUUUUCCACUUUAACCACCUGUUGGACAGUGGAGCAAUUUUGUUUUCUCUCUCAGUUGUAGCUGCCUUCAUAAACAUAUUAAAAAUGCCAAGAUUGUCUGGAGCCUAGUGGUUAGUGCACCAACAUGGCGCAAAUGCAUUCAUGGAGACCUGAGUUUAAUUCCCGUCUCAAGGUCCUUUGCCAAUCCUGCCCCCCUCUCUCUGCCCAAUGCUUUCCUGUCUGCUCUCUACUGUCCUCUCCAAAUAAAGGAACAAAAAAGGCCAUAAAUAUAACUUAAAAAAAAAAAAAAAAAAAAAGCCAAGAUUUAUCCCACAACUAUUUACAGAAACUAUUACACCUGCCUGAACACAAGUGUUACAGAGAAUCAGACCACGGACGACCGGGCAAAAUUUGUCAUCUGCGCCAUCUCUGAGGACACCCUGUCUGGAUGUCGAGCAACCACCAGCAGCGCCUGUCAAGGAGGAUCCCUUUGUUCCAUCUCGGCUCCGCCCUGGCUCCUCCAGAGACUCUUGUCCGAGUGACUCUACCAGGUUCCCCCAUCCCGCCGGCUCCCCUUUGGUCUAUCGUCGCGCUGCCUACGCCACGGACAUCCAGGCCAUCCAUUGUGCUUUGUUCCUCCCCUAUGGCUACAGUGAGCUCCUUCCUCCCUCUGGGAUCACCUCUGUCCUCGGUCUCAUCAGUGUCAUCCCUGUCCUUAGGUACUCUGGCUCCGCCUAUGACGCUCGUCACGUGACAUCACCUGGGUCUCCUGCAUCAACGAUGUCGCUCAUUUUUGGGUCAACUACCACUUUAAGGAAGUUGGUUUAAGUAAACCUAUACAUUUCUUGCAAUUCUUUUUUUAAACCUUGAUGCCUUCCUUGAACUUUAACUGGCAAGUAAAUUAUGUAAGCUGAUGUUUCUUUUUCAAGAAAUGUCUACUUCUGUUAAACUUUAAUUUUCUCAUGAGAUCCUCCUCUUUUGAUAAGCUAUAAAAAUGAGCACUGAAACAGAUGUUAUUUCAUUCUCCUCCUGAUCAAAGAUGGAUCUGCAAAUCUCAGUUUUUCUUCUCUUCAUUCUUUUCACUGCAGGUACAAAUAAACAAUAAUGUUUUCUUUCUUUUUUUCAUUGGAUCUCUCUCUCACUUGUCUCUGUUUUAUUACUAAAGGACACUCUCUCAGCUGUUAUGAGUGCAAUGGUCUGACGGGUUCUUGUGUAGAUCAAAUGGAACUAACAUGUCCUAGUGGAUCUACUCACUGUGAGAGUUUAACAGCAGUGACACAAAUUGGUCACAUUACUUCUGAAGAGAAGCGUAAAGGAUGUGUUUCUGCCUGUCAAAAUGGGUCCAUAAACUUAGGCCUUGCCAGGAUGACUACUACCUGCUGUAACACAGACCUGUGUAACCUCCAAGACGCUCCAGAUCCCUCUAAUGUCCCAAAUGGAAAGAAAUGUUACUAUUGUGAUGGACUGACAUGCUCAAACACAUUGAGCUGUUCAGGAGAUGACGACCGCUGCAUCACUGCAAGAGUGGCUUCUGGAGGCCCGCCAGCAGUGGUAAAAGGCUGUGUCUCUAAAUCCUUUUGUGGUGCCACAACAUCAGUUAGAAAUGUUGAGAGCUUCUCAUGUUGUGAGGGGGACCUGUGUAACGGUGCUCAGAGUGUCUCCCAGAGCUUCCUGUUCCUCUGCUGUUCUCUGCUCUCCUACUUCCUGCUGCACUGAAUCCAGCAGCUCUUCAUCCUACAAUAAUACAUAUAUCAAAUCAUCUAUCAGAGGAAAAUAUUAGAAUUAUUUCUUUAUUGAUUCAAUAAAUAAAUCAUCUGUUUAUUUUUUGUAUUGAAUUUGUAAAACAAUAAUUGUGUUCUCAAUAUAAGGAUUUUCCUGUGCAGUUAAAGAUCACAAAAGCAACAAGAGUCUUGUCUUUGAUAACAGGAGUGAGCAAGUUUUUAAUGUGAACAGAGUCCAUAGAAGCAAACAAUGUCUUUCUUUUGUUCCAUUGAAUAAACAUUGUCUUAAAUCCACUUCCUGUGUCUCUCAUUCCUUGAUGCUGAUGAUACAUAAUAAAAAAUAAAAAAGGUAAUUGCGACUUUUUAAUCUCACAAUUCUGAUUUUCUUUAUCUCAGAAUUGCAUGUAAUAAAGUUGCAAUUGUGAGUUAUAAAGUCAGAAUUGCGAGAUAUAAACUAAAUAUAAAAUAUAAAAAGUUUAUUCUGACUUGUUUUCUCAGAAAAAAGAUGCAAUUGUCUUUUUAAAUGUUUUAUUCUGUGGGAAACAACCAUCCAUAAUAAUACACCUUCUUACACACUACCCUGUAGAGCGGUGAAAAAC